Dermacentor andersoni is the source of this 690-nucleotide messenger RNA. The record is from RefSeq and is a predicted model, not a curated record. NCBI's taxonomy places the organism in Eukaryota, Metazoa, Arthropoda, Arachnida, Ixodida, Ixodidae.
AUGCAACAACAGGGAAACGACAAACACGCAGGAGCUCCCGGCACCUCAUCCAACGGCAGCUUCGGACAAGAGAUCCCGCCCUUGGAAUGCUGCCAUGAACAGAAGCGGACGAGCAGAGCCAUUGUGAAGCCACUGCUGGGCUCGUCUUCGGGGCCUCCCCCUUCCACGCCCCUGAAAGCGCCCUUGGAAUACGGCCAUAAACAGAAGCGGACGAGCGGAGCCAUUGUGAAGCCACUGCUAGGCUCGUCUUCGGGGCCUCCCCCUUCCACGCCCCUGACAGGUUCCAGGAGACUUCCAGCUGUAGGGGGCCGUCAGGAACCGCCCUUGGAAUGCUGCCAUGAACAGAAGCGGACGAGCGGAGCCAUUGUGAAGCCACUGCUAGGCUCGUCUUCGGGGCCUCCCCCUUCCACGCCCCUGACAGCGCCCUUGGAAUGCUGCCAUGAACAGAAGCGGACGAGCGGAGCCAUUGUGAAGCCACUGCUAGGCUCGUCUUCGGGGCCUCCCCCUUCCACGCCCCUGACAGGUUCCAGGAGACUUCCAGCUAUAGUGGGCCGUCACGACCCGCCCUUGGAAUGCGGCCAUAAACAGAAGCGGACGAGCGGAGCCAUUGUGAAGCCACUGCUAGGCUCGCCUUCGGGGCCUCCCCCUUCAACGCCCCUGACAAGUUCCAGGAGACCUGACAGCGUCUAG